AUUUCCUUCAUAUUGUUGAGGGUGUUCUUGUGGUUUGACUCCAUGUUUUUGAGUUGAAUUUUCAUCAAGUCGAUGAUCUCAUUUUUUUGUUGUACUGCGGCUUCAUUUUGAGUGAUUUUUCUUUUGAGCAAAUCGAGCUCAUCGAUGCAGGAGCACUGGAAUUGAUUUUUGUAGUGAUUUUAUGAUAUCAUCAGUGUACGCAUUACGGUGUUAGUAGAGCUCAUUUUAGGUUGAACUUUUAAGUCAUUUUGAAAGUGACGUUUUGUUUCUUCGGUCAAACAUGAAUACUCGGAAGGAGAAAAAAUUUAGACCAAACAAAAUCCCGCGUUUUUUGCCCUCUAAAGCUACCCAGCAGCCAGCUCUUCGAGAUCUGGAAGCUUACAAUGAACAUAGGUACAGAGUUUUUACCGCCCUACCCAAAAUUGACGAUCAACCUUGUAAAUUUAAAGUGGCAGAUUAUUUGAAAAGUAGAAAGGCUUACGAUGACGCCCGUAGACAGCAAACCAUUGAUAAAGAGAAUAAGGCCAUAUUGAAAAAAAUUGUUCACAUAAAUAGGACAGGGGGUUUAGUUGAUUGCUUCUAUUACAAAGCCUGCAUGUAUAAUAGCAAUAUUGAGGAACUCAACAACUCUUAUGAAAAAAUUAGAAAACAUAAUUUAAAGCUGUAUAAUAACCUUUUAAAAGCAAAAUCUACGUAUGAAAAAGAAAAUAUGGAUAACUUGUGGAAAAAGGUUUACCAUCAGAUAGAACACAAUUGCAAAUACGAUUUGGUAAUCUUUAAAAAAGAAUCAGAAGAUAAUAAAUUAAAAUUGUACCCUUCUUUGACUCAGAACUUGAACAUUGAAUUAUCUACCGAAAAUUCCAAACAAUAUUGUUAUUUAGACUUUAGCGAAAAAAAUGGUCGAAAAAUUGGUCGAGUAUACAUUCAACUAUACAGCAAUAUUGUUCCAAAGACCGUUCAAAAUUUUUAUGAGAUGUGUUCUGGGCAAAAUGAGUUCGGGUAUACAUACAAAAACGCGCUUGUGUACCGCAUCAAAAAAGGGCAUUACAUGGAAACGGGCGAUAUUACUUACAACAACAGCCGGGGUGGAGUUUCUAUAUAUGGAAAACGUUUUCGGGAGGAAAAUCAUGAAUUGAAGCAUUCAAGACCUGGUGUUCUAUCGAUGGUUCGAGUGGGAAAACGGUCCAAUAAUUCAAAAUUCGUUAUUACUUUUGCCCCCAUGGAAAUCCUUGAUAAAAAGAAUGUAGUUUUCGGGUCGAUUUAUAAAGGUAUGAAAGUUUUAAAGAUAAUCCAAGGAUAUGCACGGAAAAUUGGAAAACCCAUGGCUGAUAUCAUUAUUUCAGAUUGUAAUGUGAUAAAUAAACAAUAAUAUUUCAUUUAAAAGUUUUAAAUUAAAGCAUAUUAU
Molecule: messenger RNA, 1405 nt
Organism: Brassicogethes aeneus
Lineage: Eukaryota; Metazoa; Arthropoda; Insecta; Coleoptera; Nitidulidae
Source: the annotation of a GenBank genome assembly